This is a messenger RNA of Homo sapiens (human), 1066 nucleotides long. It is a transcript of the gene VPS28, whose product is annotated as VPS28 subunit of ESCRT-I. The transcript has 9 exons. Lineage: Eukaryota; Metazoa; Chordata; Mammalia; Primates; Hominidae. The record is from RefSeq and is marked reviewed. The coding region runs from base 95 to 796 and encodes 233 amino acids. Gene Ontology annotation, biological process: viral budding via host ESCRT complex; multivesicular body assembly; endosome transport via multivesicular body sorting pathway. Gene Ontology annotation, cellular component: cytosol; plasma membrane; late endosome membrane.
GAGUCGCUGACCGAGCGCACCCCGCCCCCGGCGCCAUCUUCCCGACCGCGAGCCGUCCAGGUCUCAGUGCUGUGCCCCCCCCAGAGCCUAGAGGAUGUUUCAUGGGAUCCCAGCCACGCCGGGCAUAGGAGCCCCUGGGAACAAGCCGGAGCUGUAUGAGGAAGUGAAGUUGUACAAGAACGCCCGGGAGAGGGAGAAGUACGACAACAUGGCAGAGCUGUUUGCGGUGGUGAAGACAAUGCAAGCCCUGGAGAAGGCCUACAUCAAGGACUGUGUCUCCCCCAGCGAGUACACUGCAGCCUGCUCCCGGCUCCUGGUCCAAUACAAAGCUGCCUUCAGGCAGGUCCAGGGCUCAGAAAUCAGCUCUAUUGACGAAUUCUGCCGCAAGUUCCGCCUGGACUGCCCGCUGGCCAUGGAGCGGAUCAAGGAGGACCGGCCCAUCACCAUCAAGGACGACAAGGGCAACCUCAACCGCUGCAUCGCAGACGUGGUCUCGCUCUUCAUCACGGUCAUGGACAAGCUGCGUCUGGAGAUCCGCGCCAUGGAUGAGAUCCAGCCCGACCUGCGAGAGCUGAUGGAGACCAUGCACCGCAUGAGCCACCUCCCACCCGACUUUGAGGGCCGCCAGACGGUCAGCCAGUGGUGGGUGUCCCUCCCAGCCAGGCAGAGCCCCGCAGUGCCCGAGACCCUCCCAGCCAGGCGGAGCCCCGCAGUGCCCCUGAGGCCCUCAGCCCCCACAUGCCCUGUGCUGCACUCCCAGGCUGCAGACCCUGAGCGGCAUGUCGGCGUCAGAUGAGCUGGACGACUCACAGGUGCGUCAGAUGCUGUUCGACCUGGAGUCAGCCUACAACGCCUUCAACCGCUUCCUGCAUGCCUGAGCCCGGGGCACUAGCCCUUGCACAGAAGGGCAGAGUCUGAGGCGAUGGCUCCUGGUCCCCUGUCCGCCACACAGGCCGUGGUCAUCCACACAACUCACUGUCUGCAGCUGCCUGUCUGGUGUCUGUCUUUGGUGUCAGAACUUUGGGGGCCGGGCCCCUCCCCACAAUAAAGAUGCUCUCCGACCUUC